UUUUUUUUUUCUUUUUUCUUUAAUUAUAAUUAUUAGAUUAAAAAAAAAACUAAUGGAAUCUCAACAAUCAAGCUCCUCUGGUGUAGAUAUUAAAAACAAGAACGGUAGUUUUACUGCUCCCACACCUCAAAAUACACCAAUCAAUCCUGCUCCUAUUACUUCAAAUUAUCGUCCUUCUAUUCCCGCUAUUUCUGAAGAUGCAGAAACGAUUAAUACUAAGGGUUCAUCAUCUAAUGAUAACCCUCUCGCCGGUGCAUUCACUGGUAAUCCAGCUCUUAUCAGCAUGCUUCAGGGUAAAUUAGGUACUUUGGUAGGCCGUCCUUCAGGUUAUAUCGAUCAAUUACCUGCAUCUGUCAAACGUCGUUUGAAUGGUCUCAAAUACCUUCAAUCAAAGCAUGCUGAACUUGAAAAUAAAUUCCAAGAAGAGGUUUUGGCUUUAGAAAAGAAAUAUCUUGAACUCUAUCAACCUUUAUAUGAUAAACGUGCCAAGAUGAUCAAUGGUACAUAUGAACCUACUGAUGAAGAAGUUGCUUUGGGUAAAAAAGUAGAUGAAGAGGAAGAUGUGGAAGAAGAGGAAGAAGAAGAUAAAAAGACAGCAAAUGAAGAAGAAGAUGAUGAUGUAAAGGGUGUUCCUGAAUUCUGGUUAACUUUAUUAAAGAAUCAUCCCCAAAUUUUUGAAACAAUUACUGAAGAAGAUGAAGGAGCCUUGAAACAUUUAUUGGAUGUUCGUAUGUCUUAUAUGGAUCAGCCUGGCUUCAAACUUGAAUUUGAAUUUUCUGAAAAUGACUACUUUACUAAUAAGGUUCUCACAAAGACUUACUACUAUCAAGACCAUGCUUAUGGUGGUGACUUUGUUUAUGAUCACGCUGAGGGUUGUCAAGUGGAUUGGAAGGAAGGUAAAGACUUAACCGUCACUGUUGAAACUAAAAAGCAACGUCAUAAAGGCACCAAUAAGACUCGUGUCGUCAAACGUACCGUUCCUUCUAAUUCCUUCUUCCACUUCUUUAAUCCUCCUACUAUUCCUGAUGAAGAUGAAGAACUUGAUGAAGAAGAAGCCGAAGGUUUAGAUGCAAAACUUGAAGCCGAUUAUGAAAUGGGUGAAGAAUUUAAAGAUAAGAUUAUUCCACAUGCUGUUGAUUACUUUACUGGCAAAGCACUUCAAUACGAAGACUAUGAAGACGAAGAUGAUUAUAAUGACUACUAUGAAGAUGAAGAUGACGAAGAAGAAGAUGAUGAUGAAGAAGAUGAUGAUGACGAUGAUGAUGAUGAUUCUACUCCUGCUAAAUCAGAGAAUGCUCCUGAAUGCAAGCAAUCUUAAUUUCAUCUAUU
Messenger RNA from Cokeromyces recurvatus, 1329 nucleotides. RefSeq lists its product as uncharacterized. The transcript has 5 exons. Bases 53 to 1318 code for a protein of 421 amino acids. Gene Ontology annotation, cellular component: nucleus; chromatin. Lineage: Eukaryota; Fungi; Mucoromycota; Mucoromycetes; Mucorales; Mucoraceae. Gene Ontology annotation, biological process: nucleosome assembly. Gene Ontology annotation, molecular function: histone binding; chromatin binding. The record is from RefSeq and is a predicted model, not a curated record.